CACAGAUUAGAGCCACAGAGUAUAUGGAAGAGAGGAAUUGAAUAAUUUUUGAAAGAAAAUAUAUGUCAGACACGAGUUUUGCAAAAAAAAAAAAUGAGCUUGCAAAGGAAAUGGCCUAGUUUUACAAAUCUAUUGCUGGUGAUUUGUUUAGUAAGCGGCGAGCCCAAUGCCAUAGAUGUGGAACAGCUAGAAGACCUGCAAUUGUCUUUGGAUGAAAAUUUCCAGGCAUGUGAAAAUUUCUAUGGCCAUGCCUGUGGCAAUUGGCCCCUGUACCAUGCGAGUGAUAUAGAAAGUGAUUUGGAGGAAUAUUUGCGCUACAAACAUGUGCUGAAAUUCAAAAGUGUUUUAAAUCAAUCAUUUCCCAGGGAGAAACAAACCAAAAAGCCAAGGCAAAAUUUCAUUGGAAAGGCGGUGGCAUUUUUCUACUCCUGCCAAGAAGAGGUUAAUAAAUUGGAUUUUCUCAAGUACCUGGAUGUGUUAAAGCCGGGCCCUGGCUUGGAAUGGCCUUUGCUGGAGGUUAUACGCAGCCAGCAAAGACACGAGCCCUAUGUACCCCCACAAAUAUGGCCUUUGGGAAAAUUUGAUUUGUUUGCUCUGCUGGGAGAGUUAAUGAGCUAUGGUCUCAAUCAGGAAUUGGUGCAAAUGUCUUGGGUAACCAUAAACGAUAGACCCUCGCUGCAUUUGCAAAUACCUGAAAUGGCGGAUGUCGAUAGAAAUCUGUGGCAGAGUGUCUUCAAGAACAUGUCGCUGCCCACCGAGGUCAGAAGGAAAUACUUGGGAGAGCUGCUAAAGGUCCAUGAGCGUAUACAAAUGCUGUACGAAAACUAUUCCCAGAAAACCGAAAUGACUGAAUUUCAAAUUUCCUUUGCAGAACUGCAAAAGGAAUCGCCCCAUCUCUAUACGCUGGUGGAUAAAAUCGUGCCUCAGCAUUUGAGGACUGCCCACGAUGUGGUGCUUAUAACCGACUAUGAUUAUUUUCCCUUGCUGCUGGAGCAUUUCCAAAAUCCCUAUAAAAUUCAAAGACUUUGCAAUUACCUAAUGGUGAAAUUUUUAAUUUUCAUGAAGUACCAGGAUCACUCCAAUUGCUUUUACACCAUAAAAAAUAAACUGCAUUUGGCUUACGAUUAUCUGUUGUACAAGCAUGACUAUCUGCCGCAGGCAGAGGAUCUCAAUUGGCACAUAAACUCGCUCAACAAGAAAAUUUACAAACAAUUUGAGUCUUUGCUGAAGGAAAAUCGCCUAGAUUUGAGUGCCCAGCAACUGGAAUUUGUCCAAGAAAGGCUGUCUAAUAUCACCCUGAAUAUAGGCAAUUUACCCGACCACAUCAAUGAGACAUGGCUGGAGGAUUAUUUCUAUUAUCUCUCUGACAUGGACAUAGACAAUUUCUAUGGCAAUAAUCUGCAAGUACUGCGCCAUCAUCAGCUUGAGGCUCUCUGCUGCCCAAGGAAAGUUUUGUGCAGCCCCGAGUUGCCUGCCUUGCCUCAUUAUGAGCCUUUCAGUCAUGCCAUUAUCAUACCAUUUGCCUCCUUGUCCCUGCCCCUAUAUCAUCUCGAUAUGGAUCCCUUAUUUACUCUGUCAACAUUUGGCCAGACUUUGGCCCACACCUAUGUGCAAGCCCUGGAUGUGCAAAAUCUAUAUGCCAGCACUCCCCUAUUCAAGGAUAUUCAGGCCCAUCCCAGCGUUAGAUGUCUACAACUGAGAGAGCCCUCCAAAGAGAUCAACCAAAGAAUAGCCGACCUGGUAGCUGCCCGUGUAGCCUUUUUGGCCUAUCAGCAGGAAUAUAAAUAUAAUUUACAGCCAACAUUCUCCCCGCUCCCUUGGCAGAAGAUGUUUUUCCUGAAUUUGGCCCAUUUUUACUGUGUCAAGGAGCCUGACACAGUGGAUGAACUGCAUGAUUCGCCAGUAACGCGUCUCAAUCAAAUUGCCUUGAAUUUAGAGGUUUUCGGUGAAGUGUUUCAUUGUCCAAUGGGUAGCAAAAUGAAUCCGGCGAGGAAAUGUCGUUAUCUAUGAUGUAUGUUAGUUGUU
Stomoxys calcitrans (stable fly) is the source of this 2025-nucleotide messenger RNA. RefSeq names its product endothelin-converting enzyme 1. Gene Ontology annotation, molecular function: metalloendopeptidase activity. Gene Ontology annotation, cellular component: plasma membrane. NCBI's taxonomy places the organism in Eukaryota, Metazoa, Arthropoda, Insecta, Diptera, Muscidae. The transcript has a single exon. The coding region runs from base 94 to 2010 and encodes 638 amino acids. The record is from RefSeq and is a predicted model, not a curated record. Gene Ontology annotation, biological process: protein processing.